Coffea eugenioides is the source of this 1768-nucleotide messenger RNA. RefSeq names its product geranylgeranyl diphosphate reductase-like. Gene Ontology annotation, molecular function: oxidoreductase activity, acting on the CH-CH group of donors, NAD or NADP as acceptor; FAD binding. NCBI's taxonomy places the organism in Eukaryota, Viridiplantae, Streptophyta, Magnoliopsida, Gentianales, Rubiaceae. Gene Ontology annotation, cellular component: chloroplast thylakoid membrane. The coding region runs from base 265 to 1626 and encodes 453 amino acids. The transcript has a single exon. Gene Ontology annotation, biological process: photosynthesis; chlorophyll biosynthetic process. The record is from RefSeq and is a predicted model, not a curated record.
CAACCAAGGAGCUGAUAGAUUAAUUUAACUUUUUUUUUGGGGGGUAAGAAUAGACUAAUUUAACUAAAUCCAAAGAAUAAAGCACCAUUAGUACAUAUUUUAUUCACUAAUGGCACAACUUUACAUAAUAAUCAAAGAUUCCCAUCAAUUUUAAACAAAACCCUGUUGCAUUCACCAUCCCAUAUGCACUUUCACCGGUGGGAUUCCAUGUACUGACGACCUUAAGAACGCUGGUUUUUGCACAACCCCACAAACCACCAAGAAAUGGCCGCCCAAACUCACUUGUUUCAUCCACUCCACUCCUUAUCUCUGCCACUGAAAACCCGAUCUAAAUCACCUGACUUUAAACCCAAGCUAAAACCCUCCACAUUCAUCGUCUCCAGCAAGCUCCGGGCAGCGGUGGUAGGAGGAGGUCCAGCUGGAUCCUCUGCAGCUGAAGCACUUGCUGCUGGUGGCAUAGAGACCUUCCUCUUCGAACGCAGCCCCUCUACUGCCAAACCCUGUGGUGGAGCAAUCCCACUUUGUAUGCUAGAUGAGUUCUCCAUCCCUCCUCACCUCAUUGAUCGGAAAGUCACCCGCAUGAAGAUAAUAUCUCCGUCUAAUCUGGCCGUUGAUUUUGGUAAAACUCUGAAGCCCCAUGAGUUCAUCUCCAUGCUCCGCCGAGAAGUGCUUGAUGACUUCCUACGCCGCCGUGCUGAGUCUUGUGGCGCCGCACUUAUCAAAGGACUUGUCACAAAUGUGGAGGUUCCCCUAACAAGCAGCUCUUCAUAUGUUAUUCACUAUAAUAAGAAUAAUUCACAGAAAUCUCUUGCUGUUGAUGUUGUUAUUGGUGCUGAUGGAGCCAACAGUAAGGUGGCUAAGGCCAUAAAAGCAGGAGAUUACACUUGUGCUAUUGCUUUUCAAGAAAGGAUUAAGUUGCCUGAGGAGAAAAUGGAAUAUUAUGAAAAUUUGGCUGAAAUGUAUGUCGGAAAUGAUGUUUCACCUGAUUUUUAUGCGUGGGUUUUCCCCAAGUGCGAUCAUGUGGCAGUGGGAACGGGGACAGUAUGCUCAAAGAAGGAUAUCAAGAUGUUUCAACAUGGCAUAAGAGCAAGAGUUAGGCCAAAAACUCAUGGCGGUCAAGUAAUUAAAGUUGAGGCUCAUCCAAUCCCUGAGCAUCCACGUCCAGUUAGAGUCAGGGGACGAGUGGCUCUGGUGGGGGAUGCAGCAGGAUAUGUGACGAAAUGUUCUGGUGAGGGAAUUUACUUUGCUGCCAAGAGUGGAAGGAUGUGCGGGGAAGCAAUUGUCAAGGCAUCAGAGGGAGGUGAAAGAAUGAUUAGUGAAGAAGAUUUAAAGAGGGAGUAUUUGAAGAAAUGGGAUGAGAAGUAUUUAACUACAUUCAGGUUUUUGGAUUUGUUGCAAAGGGUGUUUUAUGGUAGCAAUGCUGCUAGGGAGGCAUUAGUGGAGUUGUGUGGGGAUGAAUACGUGCAGAGGAUGACAUUUGAGAGCUAUCUGUAUAAGAAGUUGGCCCGGGGGAAUGGAUGGGAUGACAUUAAGAUGGUCAUGAAUACAAUUGGGAGUCUAAUUAGGUGUGAUAUUGUAGGCAGAGGGAUUGAAAUGUUUGACAAACGAGUUCUUGCACAGUUGUAGUGUAUCAGGGAACUAGUUAAAAUGAAAGAGAAUCAAAUGAAACUUCAUCAGUACUUCCCAGAGAAGUACAGAUCCAGGAAGUUUUAGCUUUAAAUCACCUAAAAACCUUUUGGUAUGAACAAAUGGUUGUACUAUUACUCUA